AUAAGUAUUGUAUAACUCCCAACUGUUGUGUUGAACAAACAGUAAAGAGACGAAAAGCCUUUCGACCAAAUGUCUCAAAUCCUGUUGAGAAACAUCAAACGAGUUGGCAAUGCUGGAGCACUGCUCACCCACAGCUCCGUCGCCAGCCCACUGACAGUAGCUGCCGCUGUCGGCAUCUCGCAUCAACAGCUACACACAACGCCGGCAUGCUGUGAGAUACGGAAAUUGGCCCGGCUGCGUGUGGUGGAUAACAGUGAUCUCGGCAAGCGUGCGAUGGCCGAGGGUCGUCCGCCGCGUUGCAUACACGUGUAUAAUAAACGGGGUGUGGGCCUCAUCGGUGACAAGGUGCUGGUGGCGAUUAAGGGCCAAAUGAAGAAGGGCAUCCUCGUGGGACUAAAGCAGAAGCAGCGACUGAAACAGCCCCAAUUCGAUAGCAACAAUCUGGUCCUGAUCGAUGACAAUGGCAGUCCAUUGGGCACACGCAUCCACGUGCCCAUACCGACAGUGUUGCGCACCAUACUGAAGGAGAAGACGCUGGCGAAGGGCGCCGACUACACCAAGGUGCUGGCUAUAGCCAGUCGUUAUGUUUAAGCUGAUUUUUUCUUCCUAUUCUUUUUUUUUGCUGUUCUCCGAAUAAAAACAUGAUUAUUUGUUAUAGUAAUAAGUAGUA
Molecule: messenger RNA, 670 nt
Organism: Drosophila grimshawi
Lineage: Eukaryota; Metazoa; Arthropoda; Insecta; Diptera; Drosophilidae
Gene: mRpL14
Product: 39S ribosomal protein L14, mitochondrial
Exons: 1
Coding region: 70-591 (173 amino acids)
Biological process (GO): translation
Cellular component (GO): ribosome; mitochondrion
Molecular function (GO): structural constituent of ribosome
Source: RefSeq, a predicted model, not a curated record